UCAUGCUGGUGACGUACCCAGGCGACCGUUGUAACUUGACAGCUGAGCAAGAAAUACUCCUAAAAUGAGCUGAUUAGCGACAUAACAAGCAAUUUGCUUUCAAGCAAAUCAUGUUGGCGUGACCUGAAACAGUCCCCGACCCGACUGCAGUGAAUUUUCGACGGACUCAAAGCGUGUUUUACAGACAUCAUCAUGUCGUUUCUAGUGGACUCAGUCAUCAUGUUCACCUCACAGGUGCUGUUCUUUGGAUUUGGCUGGUUAUUCUUUAUGCGGCAGCUGUUCAAAGACUAUGAGGUGCGACAGUAUGUUGUCCAGGUGGUUUUUUCUGUCACCUUUGCUUUUUCGUGUACCAUGUUCGAGCUCAUUAUCUUUGAGAUACUGGGUGCCUUAAGCAGCAGUUCCAGGUAUUUCCACUGGAAGCUGAAUCUGUAUGUGAUUCUGCUGGUUCUAAUCUUUGUGGUGCCUUUCUACAUCGGUUACUUUGUCGUCAGCAACAUACGCCUUUUGCAGAGACAAAGGCUUCUUUUUGCCUGUAUGGUCUGGUUUACCUUCAUGUAUUUCUUCUGGAAGCUGGGAGACCCAUUCCCCAUCUUGAGUCCAAAACAUGGAAUUCUGUCCAUUGAGCAGCUAAUCAGUCGUGUCGGUGUGAUUGGAGUCACUCUCAUGGCUCUGCUGUCUGGGUUUGGUGCUGUCAACUGUCCCUACACGUACAUGUCCUAUUUCCUCAGAAAUGUAACAGACAGCGACAUCCUUGCUCUGGAGAGACGGCUGCUCCAAACUAUGGACAUGAUUGUCAGCAAAAAGAAAAGAAUUGCCAUGACACGGAGGCAGAUGUACCAACGUGGGGAAGACCAGAACAAACAGACAGGAUUCUGGGGCAUGAUCAAGAGCGUCACCUCUACACAGACAGGAAGUGAAAACCUCUCUCUGAUCCAGCAGGAGGUUGAUGCUUUAGAGGAGCUGAGUCGGCAACUGUUUCUUGAGACCGUGGACUUACAAUCCACCAAGGAGCGAAUCGAGUACUCAAAGACAUUCCAGGGAAAAUACUUCAACUUCCUUGGCUACUUCUUUUCCAUCUACUGUGUUUGGAAAAUCUUCAUGGCAACUAUAAACAUAGUGUUUGAUCGAGUUGGAAAGACGGAUCCAGUGACCAGGGGGAUUGAAAUUACAGUGAACUACUUGGGCAUCCAGUUUGAUGUAAAGUUUUGGUCCCAACACAUCUCUUUCAUCCUGGUGGGGAUAAUCAUCGUUACGUCCAUACGCGGUUUACUCAUUACCCUCACCAAGUUCUUCUAUGCAAUAUCAAGCAGCAAGUCUUCCAACGUCAUCGUGCUUGUCCUCGCUCAGAUCAUGGGGAUGUAUUUUGUGUCGUCUGUGCUGCUAAUGCGAAUGAGCAUGCCGCUGGAGUAUCGCUCCAUUGUGACGGAGGUUCUGGGAGAGCUGCAGUUCAACUUCUAUCACCGCUGGUUCGAUGUUAUCUUCCUGGUCAGCGCCCUGUCCAGCAUCCUCUUCCUUUAUCUCGCCCACAAGCAGGCACCAGAAAAACACAUGGCCCUCUGAUCCCCCUGCAGUGCAUCUCCUCUCUCGGAUAUGACUCCUGACGGACGGGCUGACUUUUAAUCUGGGAUUUAGAUAUAUCCGGAAAUCACAUUUUUUUUAUAUAUAUAUAUAUAUCGGAUAUAAUUAUUUGGACUGCCUGUUCCUGAAUCAGGAAUAGCUGAUUUUUGGGUGCAAGUGAUGGGGAACUGUUGGAGCACACAAGGAAACAACUUUGCAAUUACAGUAUUUCCAGAAUUUAGAAUUUAUUUUUAUCCUGCGAAUGCAAAUACUACGUUUGCUGUGCUCUUCAAGUUUCAUUCUUCUUGCCAAAAUGUCUUGUCUGUCUGAACACACUGGAGCUAAACAUGAAGAAACGAUUAAGAUACCACUCACGAGCUGUAUUUUUACGUGACUGUAAUUCUCAGCAAAAUGUUCAGUUAUUUCAUCAGGAACAACAACAGAAGAUAACCAUAAAGUUAAUUCAGAUGCUA
Messenger RNA from Stegastes partitus (bicolor damselfish), 2030 nucleotides. It is a transcript of the gene gphra, whose product is annotated as Golgi pH regulator. The transcript has 14 exons. The record is from RefSeq and is a predicted model, not a curated record. The coding region runs from base 193 to 1560 and encodes 455 amino acids. Gene Ontology annotation, molecular function: voltage-gated monoatomic anion channel activity. Gene Ontology annotation, biological process: intracellular pH reduction. NCBI's taxonomy places the organism in Eukaryota, Metazoa, Chordata, Actinopteri, Pomacentridae. Gene Ontology annotation, cellular component: Golgi cisterna membrane.